AUGAAGGCAGCACUGAUGUGGACGAUAAAUGAUUUUCCUGCUUAUGGAAUGUUGUCUGGAUGGAUGACUCAAGGGAAAUUAGCAUGUCCAAUUUGUAUGGAGGAUACAAAGGCAUUUACUUUAAAACAUGGAGGAAAAAAUUCAUGGUUUGAUUGCCAUAGGAGAUUUUUAGAUAUGGAACAUCCUUAUAGGCGUCAAGCGUACAAAUUUAAGAAAGCAACUGUUGAGAAUGAGGACCCUCCCGCCCGUUUAAAUGGUCAUCAAGUAUGGGAUAGAGUUAAACACUUGCCAAAAAUAACAGAAGUAGGAAAAUUCAUUAGGUUUCCAGGUUAUGGGAUAACACAUAAUUGGACCAAACAAAGUAUAUUCUGGGAGCUCCCAUAUUGGAAGGAUAACUUAGUUCGUCAUUGUUUAGAUGUGAUGCAUGUGGAAAAAAAUGUAUUUGACAAUAUCAUGAAUACUGUAAUGGACACUGAUCGAACUAAAGAUAAUGUCAAGGCAAGGCAAGAUUUAGAAGAAUAUUGCUCGCGUCAUGAAUUGAGGUUACAACAACUUCCAGAUGGUCGAUGGUCAAAGCCAAAGGCAAGUUACACUCUGACUUUACUACAAAGACAAGAUGUGUGUAAGUGGGUGAAGGAGUUAAAAAUGCCUGACAGUUACGCAUCAAACCUCGGUCGUUGUGUGAAUGUUGAACAAGGAAGAUUUUUUGGGAUGAAAAGUCAUGAUUGCCACAUAUUCAUGGAGUGUCUUCUACCUGCUACAUUUAGGGAACUACCAGACCAUGUUUGGAAGCCAUUGACUGAGUUAAGUGAGUACUUUAGGGACCUGUGUUCACCUACUCUAAGGGUUGAAGAUCUAUUAGUUAUGGAGAAAAAUAUUCCUGUCAUUUUGUGCAAAUUAGAGAGAAUACUUCCCCCUGGUUUCUUUGACUCCAUGGAGCACUUGCCUAUACACUUAGCGUAUGAAGCACGUGUAUGUGGACCAGUACAAUACAGGUGGAUGUAUCCGUUUGAACGAGAAAUUGGAGGGUUCAAAAGGACUGUGAAAAAUAGAGCGCAAGUGGAAGGAUCCAUAUGCCAGGCAUAUAUAUCAAAGGAGACAUCAAAUUUUUGCACAUACUAUUUUGAACCUCAUGUUCAAUAUAGGAGAACUCGGGUUGGUCGAAAUGAUGAUGGGGGAGAAAGUAGUAAUGAGCCAAGUCUAUCUAUAUUCAACCAACCAAGUCGUGUGCGUGAUCCUAGUAAUGGUAUCACAGAUCCUGACCUAUAUAACUUGUCCAGAGGUCCAAAAAACAAAGAAUAUUGUUGGCUAAUUUACUUUGUUAAUGGGUAUAAAUUCCAAACUAUUGAAUCAUGUCAAGGGAGAAAAACAGAUAAUAGUGGAGUUAGUGUAAGAGGAAAUUCAAGUGAUGGUGACUGUGAUUGGUAUGGAAAACUUCAUGAAAUUGUUGAGCUUGAAUAUGCUGGUGAAACCAUCAAAAGGAUUGUCUUAUUCAAGUGUGAAUGGUUUGAUCCAACACGCCCAACAGUAAUAGACAAUGUUGUCCCUCCAAUUUUAUCUUCUCCUUUGAAUGAAAUUGAAAUAAUUGACCCUCCUACCCAAGUUAUGAGAAAUAAUGAAAUGGAUGACAUCAUAGAAGAUGAGGAUGAAGGAAUUAUGGAUAAACUUUCAUCGAAUGAUGAUGAAGGUGGUCUUGAACUAUCAGAGUAA
Abrus precatorius (Indian licorice) is the source of this 1710-nucleotide messenger RNA. RefSeq lists its product as uncharacterized. NCBI's taxonomy places the organism in Eukaryota, Viridiplantae, Streptophyta, Magnoliopsida, Fabales, Fabaceae. The transcript is spliced from 3 exons. The record is from RefSeq and is a predicted model, not a curated record. The coding region runs from base 1 to 1710 and encodes 569 amino acids.